AUGGGAUGGGGAUGUCCAAUUUGGCUGGAGUUAAGCGAACUACAAGCAAUUGAAUAUUCAACUAAAAAUAAAAUCGUACAAUCUCAAAAAAUAAAUUCAUUUGAUAAUCGCUUAGAAUCAUCAUUUAGUCUUUUUUCAUCAUCAAUGUCGUUUUCUCAACCAGCAACAUCCACACCUCGAACAACAAAAUCAAAAACAAACAAAGCUCGACAAGUGAUAGAAAAACAAAAUAAUCAUGCUUUCGACGGAAAUAUGUCAUCAAUAUCGUUUCCUCAUUUUCAAGAUAUUGAUGAAUAA
Rotaria sp. Silwood1 is the source of this 297-nucleotide messenger RNA. NCBI's taxonomy places the organism in Eukaryota, Metazoa, Rotifera, Eurotatoria, Philodinida, Philodinidae. The record is from the annotation of a GenBank genome assembly.